GUCUGUCUCUUUUACGUUGUUUGCACCCCGAAGGAAAGAACGCGCCGCGUAGAAACACGCGUCAUCCUCGCGUGCGUGUUUCAACCGCAGAUCGACGAACACCGUCAAGCAUCGUUGUCGUUUCCACCUUGCUCUCCAUUGUGCCGGCGGACGUCAGCUGCGCGACGACCGUCACUAGAGCGUGUCAGGUCUGAGUCUGUGUGUGUGUGUGUGUGUGUGUGUAUGUCUGUGUCACGUGACGACGACACAAACAAGCAUCGCGACGACGGCCUGCCUCUCUGUUCGUCGGCCGCAAAGGGUUUAGAAGUCAAACGUGGUGAAAGUCAAACUACUACACACAACAAAACGCGUUGAUAACGCACGUGCGCCGCGUGCGUUAACGAUCAUCAUCAAUCUACGUCGGGAGGAGAUUUGUUGCUGAGGAAAACACACAGCGGAGAGAUCGAUAGGGCGCUAGAGAGAGAGAAAGAGAGAGAGAGAGAGAUACGCGUUUUCGUCUAUUCGUCGAACGUUGAUGGGAAAGUGGGUCGACCUACCGCACGGUGGUGGAAGCGACCGAAUGAGGCGAUCACUGAAGAACGAUAUUGGCGUUUAAGAAGAGCAAAAUGAGAGGCGGCGCCGGUGAUGUCCCGUCAUCCGUGGUCACGAUCCCCGCUUCGGCGUCUCUUAACUUUAUGACAGCUGAGGACAGCAUGAGCGAUGACGUAUUCGAGAUGGACGACGAGCGCUCUUCCAACGCGACUGUCUUUUCCGGAGGAGGAGGAGACGGCCUUACUCCCGGGGAACGACCCCUCGACAAUACACCCUCUCCCACUGGGUAUCGCGAUUACAAACCACCUGCCGAAGUGCUCAGCAACAACUACAGUACAACCUUCAGAACAACGAGCGACUUCGACAACGUGAGGAGCACGUUGAAAAGGGACCAGCAGAAAGAAGAUAAUUUCGCGCACAAGACAAUCCUCCUCGGCGAUAGCGGAGUCGGCAAGACCUCGUUAUUGGUUCAGUUCGAUACCGGGAAAUUCCAGCCGGGAAACUUCGCGGCCACCGUCGGUAUCGGUUUUACGAACAAAGUUGUGAGCGUCGACGACACGCCGAUCAAGCUGCAGAUAUGGGACACGGCCGGUCAGGAGAGGUUUCGAAGCGUGACACACGCUUAUUAUCGAGACGCUCAUGCACUUUUGCUUCUGUACGACGUGACGAACAAAACGAGCUACGACAACAUCAGGGCCUGGCUGAGCGAAAUCCGGGAACACGCGAACGAGGAUGUCGUCAUCAUGUUGCUGGGUAACAAGUCCGACUGCGGAACAGAGCGUGUCGUUAAGCGAGAAGAUGGCGAGCGAUUAGCGCAGGAAUACAAAGUGCCGUUCAUGGAAACGUCCGCCAAGACCGGCCUUAAUGUCGAGCUGGCAUUUCUGGCCGUUGCUCGAGAGCUGAAAGCCAGGAAAAGUGACAAUCCGGACGAGACGAAAUUCAACGUUCAGGAUUACGUGCGUCAACAAUCGCAGCGAAAUUCUUGCUUUAAUUCAAGCUGUCUCACAACCUGAACUGACGAUUUUGUUGUUUUUUUACGUUAAGCUACUAAUUGUGUAAGAGAGGAUGAGCGGGCAAAACUGCGUCGACCGCGUGAAGCGCACGGUGUAUCCUUUAAUUUCCCGCGCAAAAUCACCGGUUACUCAAGUUUCGCGCAAAACAAUUAUUCAAUUUUACAGUCGGUUCACAAUAAAGAGAAAUACAAAGAGAGAUCGAGUCAAACGAAUCAGACAACACACAAGAAAUAACACAGCGUUAAAAGUAUUUAUUAUAGAAAGCACGAGGCAUUAUCUUCUUCGAGAGAAGAGACCAUAAAUCCUUAGCAAAAGUAGCGUUAAAUUUAACAAAAAGAUCGACACUCAAAUGUUGUAAAGUAAACGUGGGAGAGAACCGAUUGCGCUCUUAAGAAAAAUCAGGGUCAGAGAGAAACUGUUUUUAAAAAAGAAAUUUUUUUUUUAUGUGGCACACAAUAUGUCAGCAUGGAGUUUUCGGUAAAAGAGAAAAAAAAACCAUAAAUAAACAUGUGUCAAUGUUCACGCACGUUGUAAAUUAAUGUUAAUAGUUUUGUGAGAAAAAGGAGAGUCUCAAAAUAGAGAAAAGUCCUCUAUAGAAAAGUCUCUAUAGCUCGAUGGUUCUAAUUUCCCGUACAAGGUGACGCGGGACACGGGUGGUGUAACCAAGCACAAUAUAUAUAUAUAUACACAUUAGUCCUUAUGAUAUUUUUAUUUUUUCUAAAUAUAUUUUAGCUUUAUAUAAAUAAUCUUUAGAAAGAAAUAUCUGUAGAGGGAAGACGAGAUGCUCUGUAUUAUCGAAAGCAUCUUGAUGAUAGAUUAGUGAUAAAGUAUAAAAAACAAAAAAAAAAACAAAAACAAAAACAAAAAAAACAAAAACCAAACAAAACACUUUUUAUUUAUUUUUAUUCGAGGAGACUCAUCUCCCCGCAACCGAUUAUAGGGAGACUCAUCCUGUAUCAGAUAUCCCGCACACUUUGUACAAGUUGUCAAAUCUGCCUCAGCACGAUUAUUAAGAUAAUAAUCGUACAAGUCGUGAUUAUGUAUCGUACGCUCGGCUCUGUAAUGUUACGUUGCGCUAGCGCGUUGCUGUUUGCACAAAUAAGCGUAUGUAAUCCUUCAAUUUGCAUACAAUGUGCUUGUUACAAGUUGUAUAGGACGCGCGGUGCGGUUGCACCUCUAUCUCGUGGUGCCUGACCAAACAAAAACAAAAAAAAACAAAAACAAAAAAAAAAUGUCAAUAUAAACUCACUUCGCGUACCAAGUAUAUAGUUUUGUGACAGCGCGAAAAAGACGAAGAUGAUUUAUUGUCGUAGAAAAAUCUCUUUGAAACUUGUAGAGCUGUGUGUGUUACUUAAACGGGUCAGCGCACAUUUGAAAAUUUUUCAAAAGUGUCGACAAAUAGAGAAAAUAUAUAUAUAUAUAAAUACAUAUAUGUAUGUACGCGUACGUUUGUUGCGGCGAUUCAAAAUUUUAAAUUAGAGACGCUGAUGUAGAUGCAAAUGACCAGUAGAAAAAAUGGUUGUCUUUAUGUAAUCGAAAAAUUGACGAAUUUUAUCGAUCGUUAUCAAGUGAGCAUUUUAAGCAAAGUUGAGAGAAUUACUCCGUUAAAAAAAAAAAAAAAAA
Molecule: messenger RNA, 3167 nt
Organism: Pseudomyrmex gracilis
Lineage: Eukaryota; Metazoa; Arthropoda; Insecta; Hymenoptera; Formicidae
Gene: Rab26
Product: ras-related protein Rab-37
Exons: 8
Coding region: 606-1544 (312 amino acids)
Cellular component (GO): Golgi apparatus; endosome
Molecular function (GO): GTP binding; GTPase activity
Source: RefSeq, a predicted model, not a curated record